AUGCUCCCUCUCUUCCUCCUCGCCUCCGCCGUCUCGGCCGCCACCACCACCGACCUCGCCUACGUCGCUGCCAACUUUGAGAACGCUGGUCUCGCCACCGUUUUCCCCGCCUUCGCCCCCGAGGCGGUGCUCGACGCGUCCUUUGGUGGCUCCGAGGUUGCCAUUGGCAAGCCCGUCACGCAGGCCACCGCAGGCACCCGCCCCGAGCUCACCGUCGACGGCGGCGACUCGUUCAACUCGACUGGCAAGUACUCGCUUCUCCUCGUCGACACCAACAUUGUCGGCUGGACUGAGGGCCAGAACCUCCACUGGCUGACGAACGGUGUGACCCUCAGCGGCAAUGGCACCGCGACCCCCGACUACUCGGCUGCGACCGACAUCCGCUCGUACGCCGGCCCCGGCCCCGCCGAGGGCUCGGGCGCGCACCGUUACGUCCUGCUCCUCUACCGCGAGCCCACUGAGUUCAAGGCCCCCGAGGGCUUCGCCGCUCCCAUCAAUGACGUGAUCCCGUUCCAGGUGUCCGAGUACGCGACCGCGGCUGGUCUCGAGCUUGUCGCCGCCAACUACUUUACCGUCGAGAACGGCGUGGCCACCGUCUCGGUCUCGGCGACCCAGGCCGUCGACUCGGCCACCCUCGCCCCGCCCAGCUCGAGCACUGCGUCGUCGGCGGUUGCUUCUGGCUCGUCUGUCGCAUCAGGCUCGUCUGCCGCGUCGUCUGGCUCGCAGACCCCUUCCAAGUCGGCUGCCAGCGCCAGUGCUUCGACCCCGGCUGCCACCAACUCGGGAGCCGGCAAGGCCGUCCCCUCGGUCUUCGCUCUCGUUGCUGGCGCUUUCCUCGCCUUCUUCUAA
Cutaneotrichosporon oleaginosum is the source of this 849-nucleotide messenger RNA. RefSeq lists its product as uncharacterized. NCBI's taxonomy places the organism in Eukaryota, Fungi, Basidiomycota, Tremellomycetes, Trichosporonales, Trichosporonaceae. The record is from RefSeq and is a predicted model, not a curated record.